CUUCCAUCGCCACAUCUCACUUGGAGGGCUUGGAAUUCAACUAAUGCGAACAUACUGCCAUAUCACUCACUGGCUUGCAAAGGGGAUGAUCCAUUUUGGAAUCACAUUUCCACUUUUUGCAUUCAGAGCUUGCGCAUCUGGUUUACUCGGUUGCCGGGCGGGGACCCCUACCUUCAACAGAGCAGCAAUUCACACCGUCAUUAGGCAACAUAUACUAGGAAAUACCUCAUUGAUCGACUUUAUAGAUCUGGGAGGUUGGCAGAGUGUGGCAUACAGCACCGGAAGCGACUAUCGCAAGGCUCUAAACGCAAUUUUACAUAGCUCGCGUACAUUAGUGGUCUUUUAAGGGUCAUAGCAUUACCUAGGUUGUGCCCAUACUUAGAUUGUCGCAUCAAAAAUAUCAUGGAGAAUCAACUGUAUUGGUUGGUCUAGAACGUCAUAGACAUCGAUCAUCACGGCUUUGCACGGAUUCAUGUAUUGUAAAAUUUAGUAUGAAAAUGAUGUUCAUUGACUGUCAGGUUUCGUAGUAACAAAGGGGG
Molecule: messenger RNA, 539 nt
Organism: Blastomyces gilchristii SLH14081
Lineage: Eukaryota; Fungi; Ascomycota; Eurotiomycetes; Onygenales; Ajellomycetaceae
Exons: 2
Coding region: 44-346 (100 amino acids)
Source: RefSeq, a predicted model, not a curated record